Effrenium voratum is the source of this 2703-nucleotide messenger RNA. The record is from the annotation of a GenBank genome assembly. Lineage: Eukaryota; Dinophyceae; Suessiales; Symbiodiniaceae.
AUGGCAGCGGUUGGGAGGCCACUGUCCGCCACUUGGGGCGCUCCGCCUCCCACCCCCUCGGCAGCGGCCGCCAUCAGCCUGCUGGGGCCUUCGGCGACUUCGCCAGCGCCCCAAGCGCCCCAAGCGCCGCAUGCGCCCCAAGCGCCCCAAGCGCCGCAUGCGCCCCCGACGCCCGCGGCAGCUGCGAUCAAUCUGCUGAAGCCGAACUUCGCGGUGACUGCGCCUGCUGCGCCUGCUGCGCCUGCUGCGCCCCCACCGCAGGACAAAGAUGCCAAGCUUGUGGGCAGCAUUCUAGCAGCUGCGCCCAUGCCUCAUGCCGGCCAGGAUCAGAGUGGGCGGGAUGCCGGUGUGCUGGACAGCUUCUUGCGCAAGGUGCCUGAUGCGCGGAGGAAGCCUGCGCCGCUGAGUGUUCUAGAUGCACCUCAAGCACAGGCGCAGCACGACGAUGCGAUGCUCCAGCAGCUGGUGGGCAGAGGAGGUCUGCGCCCUGAGAAGCAGACCGGGCGCAUGGAAAGAUCUCCUCAGGCCGAUGCAGUUUCGGCCAGCCGAGAGAUCGGUUCACGAAUCCCAACGGGCUUCCAAGGCUACGCGGGCUAUGGCGGCUAUGCGGAUGCGCCGCUUGAGCGAGGAGCGGCUUAUGGUCUCCCUGUCGCGCGGCGCAGCGUGCACUCGGAGAGGCCUCGGGGCGCGCCGCUGGGGCGCGGGCAUUCCAGGCGAUCAGUCGGAGGUGGAGGCCUCGCGAAGGUGAGGACCAACAUCAUUGAGGAGCGCGCCAAGGAUGACCUGCAUGAGGAGAACCUCCAGUUGCGCAGGGCGCAGACCGAGAUGAAGAGUCGACUCCAAAAGCUGCAGGUGAAAAUCCGGAGCGCACAAGAAGAGCCACGGGAAGCAAAGGCAUUGGAGCAGAAGGCGUCAGACCUGGAACAGCUCCAGCGGGCGCUGUCAGCGCCCUCAAAGGCCAAGGCUUCCACCUCCCCUGGCGUGCGCCGGGGCACGCGCUCCAGCAGGCAGCAGUCCCAGCGGCGCUCUGGCGGACGACUGCGCAGCCGCAUGAGUGUGCCCUGGAGCCAGGCGCCAGCUCCUGCCCCACACGUUGGCUAUCCGGCUGAGAGCCGAUCCUCCCCCCGCGGCGUCCAUGUGCUCCCAGCCUUGCACGUGCAGCCCGAGAGUCCUUCGAGGCAUGCGAGCCAGAGCCCUCAAGCCGGCCGCAGGUCGCCCAGAGCACCGGCGCCGGAAGUGCCUUCCGUGCCCGCGCCGGCGCUGGAUCGGAGGCCGGCGGCGCCUUUGGCGCUGGAUGUGAAGGAGCCCUUGCCAGCGCACACUCAGAGCCUGCACCUGUCCCCGAUGGCGCUGCCGUCCCCCCUGGCAAGAUCACCACAGGAGCCGCUGCUGUCAGACUUUGAGCAGCGCAUUAUGAGCCAGAACAAACAGAAGGCCGAGGAGCUCCGGCAGAGAAACCGGGAGCUGUCCAGCAGGCUCGACGAGCUCCUGGUGCAGCAGAUCUCCGCGGAUCAUUUUCAGGAGAAGCAGAAGUCGAGGUACAAGGAAAAGGCGAAGGCGAUGGAUGCCAAGAUCAGAUCAUUGGAAGCUGCUUUGGAGAGACUGAGAGACAAGGGGCGGCAAGUGGACAGCGCCUUGCAGCACGACAAGCAGCAGCUGGAGGUGGACGUGGCCGUGCUGUCCACCCAGCUGCACCACGCACAGGAGUUGAUUCUGAUUCCGCGGGAGGAUGGGGUGAAGGUGCCGUGCCUCUUCUUGCCCUUCCAGCAUGCGAGGUUCUUGUUCAUCUACUUCCACGCAAAUGCGGAGGAUCUGGGGCUGAGCUACUCCUUCUGCAAAAUCCUGCGGGACCUCUUCCAGGUCCACAUCCUGGCGGUGGAGUACCCGGGCUACGGGAUCUGCCCAGGCACGGCGGACGAGGCCGGGAUCAUGGCCAAUGCCGAGGCGGCCAUGGACUUCGCGGUGAAGACCUUGGGAUGGCCCAAAGACGGCAUCAAACUCUUCGGCCGAUCCUUGGGCACUGGGCCCACUGUGCAAUUAGCCGCUCAGAACCAGGUGGCUGGGGUGAUUUUGAUCAGCCCUUUCACCUCGAUCAAGGCUCUCUUCCAAGCGCAGGUGGGGCGACUGGCGGACUUCGUGCAGGACCGCUUCGCCAACAUGGACCUGGCGCCGCAGAUCUCGAGCCCCACCUUGAUCAUCCACGGCAUGCAGGACUCCUUGGUGCCGCUGGAGCAUGGGCGAACGAUCUACGGAGCGAUUUCUUGCAAGAAGAUGCUGGUGACGCCCCACAACAUGAGCCACAACACUUCGUUGCUGAAGGAUGUUGCGACCUUCAUCCUUCCCAUGACCCACUUCUUCUCUUUGCCGGAUUACACUUUUGAGGAGCCCGAGAUCCCGGAGUGGGUCUUCCCACCGGGCGCGUUUGACACCGAUGCUUCGCCUCAGAAGCUCCGCCCGACUUGCCAGGCCUCUUGGAUCUGUGGGCGCCCCUGUGGCUUGGGCUCUGAGGAGGAAAACGUGGUGGAGCCCAUCAGUCAGCUGAAGCCCCAGCCCAAAGCUCAAGGCUUGUCCGAGGAAUGUGUGCCAGACGAGCUCACAGUUCCACUAGCCGACCGGAAAGAGCAGAGCCCCGUCGUUGCCAAAGGCGUUUCACAGGAGGUUUCACGCGCAUACGUGUUUUGCCGCGCUAAGACUGAGUUGUAG